AUGGGCAAAUUUUUCAAGAAGAAUGCGCUCAAGAACAGCGAUAGCGCUAGGACUCGGGCUGCAGAGUUGACGCUGCGCCAAUCGCUGCUUCCCCUGUGUCUCGUCACUGUUCUGUUCUUCCUAUGGGGCUUCUCCUAUGGUCUCAUCGAUACUCUCAACAAGCAUUUCCAGGAGACGCUCGGCAUCACCAAAUCUCGUUCCUCUGGACUCCAGGCUGCCUACUUUGGCGCCUAUCCUUUUGCUGCGCUUGGCCACGCCAACUGGCUCUUGCGCCAUUACGGCUACAAGGCCGUCUUUAUCUGGGGUCUAGUUCUGUUUGGCAUUGGCUCCCUGGUCGCAUGGCCAUGCAUUGUGUACCGUUCUUUCGGAGGCUUCUGCGCCGCAAUCUUCGUCAUCGGUAACGGACUUGGAUCUCUCGAAACUGCUGCGAACCCCUAUCUCACAGUCUGCGGGCCUCCAAAGUACGCAGAAAUUAGGAUCAACCUCGCCCAGGCUUUCAAUGGUGUUGGUACCGUCGUAGCUCCUGUCUUGGGAUCAUACGUCUUUUUCAAGGACACCGGCGACAGUGCUGAGUCUUUGAGGAACGUGCAGUGGACCUACCUCGCCACUGCUGUUUUCGUCUUCCUUCUGGCCAUUGUGUUUUACUUCGCCCCCAUUCCUGAAGUGACUGAUGCCGACAUGGCAUUCCAGGCUGAGGAGACUCGUGCUGGCACUGACGACAAGCCUUUCAGAAGACAAUACCGUUUGUUCCAUGCCACCUUUGCCCAGUUCUGCUAUGUCGGAGGUCAGGUGGCCAUCGCCGGUGCAUUCAUCAACUAUGUCACUGAAGUCAAGGGAACCAGCUCUGCCACGGGUGCACGCUACCUCGCCGGUGCGCAAGGCACUUUUGCACUGGGUCGGUUCGCUGGUUCAGCCAUGAUGAAAUUCAUGAAGCCGCGUUGGAUUUUCCUAGUCUACAUGACUCUGAGUGUCAUAUUCCUUGUUCCCACCAUCACAGAACGCGGCAACCCAGGCCUAAUUGUGCUUUACCUGGUGUUUUUUUUUGAAUCCAUCAUCUUCCCUACCAUCGUCGCUCUCGGUAUGCGCGGUCUAGGCCGCCAUUCCAAGCGCGGAUCCGGGUUUAUCGUCGGAGGUGUCUGUGGCGGCGCAGUCGUUCCCCCCCUACUGUUUGUUGCUUCUGACUCUCAGAAUCACAAGUCUUCCGCCCCUACCGCCGUUGCUAUGGCAGUGCCUCUGGCAUUCUACAUCGCAGCCUGGUCCUACACUCUAUGUGUCAACUUUGUGCCGGCGUACAGAAAUGUCGCCGACAGCUUCAGCGAGACCAAUAUUGGGCUGGACCCUCACCGUGCUGCUGACGAAGAGACUCAGAGCAAAAAUAACGAUGUUUUUCGCAACGCACCUAAAGAUGUUCCUGUGCAUGCAGAGAAGGCUAUUCUUUAAGAGAACUAGCAAGUACAAUCAAUGCACCCUACGGGCGAAAGAAUCAAUAGGCAGGACAAGAUCCUACUGGAAGGCACCCUAUUAUAGUCUAC
Messenger RNA from Boeremia exigua, 1532 nucleotides. Its product is annotated as major facilitator superfamily domain-containing protein. The transcript is spliced from 2 exons. Gene Ontology annotation, molecular function: transmembrane transporter activity. NCBI's taxonomy places the organism in Eukaryota, Fungi, Ascomycota, Dothideomycetes, Pleosporales, Didymellaceae. The coding region runs from base 1 to 1440 and encodes 479 amino acids. The record is from RefSeq and is a predicted model, not a curated record. Gene Ontology annotation, biological process: transmembrane transport.